Zingiber officinale is the source of this 1972-nucleotide messenger RNA. RefSeq lists its product as uncharacterized. The coding region runs from base 203 to 1687 and encodes 494 amino acids. The transcript has 5 exons. Lineage: Eukaryota; Viridiplantae; Streptophyta; Magnoliopsida; Zingiberales; Zingiberaceae. The record is from RefSeq and is a predicted model, not a curated record.
UCCGAUCCCUUGCUUCGCCUUUCACGGUCGCGGAAAACGAGGCACGUCUCUGCUUCCGGCGAUGCAUUUGUGCCGCAGUCGCCAGUUGUUCCCCCUCCGUAACUCCACUUUCGCGAAACCCACUUCCACUCUCGCAGCUUUGUUUAAAGUAGAAUAAUAAAGAAGAGGGCACGCGUUGGUCGGGGAAAGAGGUGGGAAGGGAAUGGCCGCGAGGAACCGGAGGUGGUUACCGCCGGCGCCGAAGCCGCCGACGAUCCUCAACCUUCCUCAGCUUUCGAGGCGGCCUCGAGCAGUGAAUAAGACGAAUCCGCGAUUGGAACGCGAGCUCGUGGAUCUUCUGGACCGCGAUCGUCGCGCGCGGACGACUCCGCCUCCGCCAGCGACGCCCUCAGGGGAGAGCGGAGGGGAAUCGGGCGGAGAGGACAAGUGGCGGUUCCAGGCGGAGAUACUUCGUGCGGAAUGCAACUUCUUGAGAAUGGAGCGGAAGGUCGCGCUGCGGAAGCUUGAGAGGAACCGCGACAAGAUGGAGGACGCAUUGAGAUCCGCCAUGGACACAUUGAUAUUGGGAAGGGAAAAGAUCGUUUGCAGCGAGAGCGUAGAGGCGGCAUUGGACGCGAGCAUCGAGGAGCUGAAAGAAAAAGUAGAGGAGCUCAGAUUGGGGAAUGGCGGAUGCCGUGGUAGAAGCAGGGGAAUCUCAAGGGGAGUGCAUCCAAGGAGUAGUGGCAGAAGAAACUUCGAUCGGCAAGCAUCGGUGCUUAGGCGGCGGCUGGAGAAAAUGGAAGACGACCCCAACGUGAAGGAUAUACAAGAGAUUUCUGUGCCAGGUCUAGGGAAGAAAGUUACAGAGCCAGAACAACUUGAAGCAGAGGAGACUGCUAGUCCGGGCUCGAGUCACAGUGGCCGGUUUCCCGACGAGAUGGAGAUUUUGCGGAGAAAGAUGGAGGGAUUGUCCAAGGGGAUGUUGGAGAGGAUGGAGGAAUGCAGCUAUUUGCUCUCCGCCAACGAUGGUAGUAUCAUCACCAGCAACAGCAACAGUGACAGUGGCGAGAAGAGGGACCUCAAACUAAUUGGGUGUGCUAAAGCAAUAGAGAAAGAAUCUUUACUUCAAAUCCACCAGCCGUCGCCGCCGCCCAAUAAUCAAGGGGAGGAGAUGGGGUUGCUGAGUUGCUGUAAUUGCAAGGAGUUGGUGGGUCGAAUAAUGCAGCAGGUGAGGGCAGAGUCUGAGCAGUGGACUGAGAUGCAAGAGAUGUUGGAUCAAGUUAGGGUAGAGAUGGAAGAACUCAAAUCCUCCAGAGACCGUUGGCAGCGACGGGCUAUUUCUUCUGAAGUCAAUUUCCACUCGCAACACGCACAAAAGCUUGAGUGGAAGCAAAAGGCGAGAUCUUCAGAAAACAGAGUGAUUGAACUGCAGAAACUAGUUAAAGAGCUUCAGAAAGAGCUGCAACCGUUAAGAACCAAGCUCCUCAAUGCUCCCCCUUCAUCCCCUGUGCAUUCAGAGUUCCAGCCAGCGGGAGACCCACUGAGGAUGGUUCAAAACCAACAGAAUAGAUCACUCAACUCAUAUAACGAGAAGGAGAAGCAUAUUCUUGUGUGCCAUAUGAAUUCACAGAACAAUCUAAGCCAGCGCAGACCAUUACAAGAUAUCAGUAACAUUUCUCCCCUUCUCAGACCAAGACGUCGAGUAUAAGAAAAAUCUCAUCCGCAUUUGUCUUUCAGUGCUUGAAAGGAUGAUGAUUUGUCGAGAUAUUAUUUGCUAAUCAGAAGUUGCUUAGCUGAGAAUGAGCUGAGCACGCCAGAGCAUGUCUAGUUUUCCUCUGAAAGGAAGAAGAUGUAAUAAGCUAGCUGUCCUCCUAAAGCUUGUUACUAGCUAGGAUUGCAUAAACUCUGUAUUACGUUAUAUUCAUAAUCAUCGAGCUGCAAAAAUUUGGUCAAACUUGUUGUGCACGGAUUUAAUAGCACAAAUUCUCCAUAA